This is a messenger RNA of Fusarium verticillioides 7600, 1837 nucleotides long. RefSeq lists its product as hypothetical. Gene Ontology annotation, molecular function: flavin adenine dinucleotide binding; NADP binding; N,N-dimethylaniline monooxygenase activity. The record is from RefSeq and is a predicted model, not a curated record. NCBI's taxonomy places the organism in Eukaryota, Fungi, Ascomycota, Sordariomycetes, Hypocreales, Nectriaceae. Bases 305 to 1771 code for a protein of 488 amino acids. The transcript has a single exon.
UGAAAAGAUUUGGGUCUUUAUCGGAGACGGGUCCCGCGGGGGCGGAUGGAAUGGUUCAUAUUGUCGCCUGUCGGACUCGGAAGCUUAACCAUAACUUAGCUACUCAUUCGAGGCGAGACCCUGAUUGCUCUUGUUAAAGUACCGAGGCUUGCUAUCUUUCGCCUGCCCGCGGACUGUUUAUUGAUCCAACGGAGUGUCAAUCACUCAGACUUCUGCAUUGUCGUCUUUGUACAAAAUAGGUCCUCAACGUCCACUGUGGACAGCAUCAUCAACAACACAAACUACUCAGACUACACUCAUCAACAUGGCACCGCAAUCAGAAGAACCCAACACCUUUGAUGUCAUCAUCAUCGGCGCUGGAAUCUCCGGCAUCAACGCCGCCUACCGUCUCCAAACAGAAGGUCCUCCCGACUUGACCUACGCCAUCCUCGAAGGCCGCGACUCCAUCGGCGGUACAUGGGAUCUCUUCAAGUAUCCUGGCAUCCGAUCCGACUCUGAUAUUUUCACCUUUGGCUUCCCAUGGAGUCCCUGGAAGCACGACCAGUCGCUCGCACCGGGUGACAAGAUCAAGGACUACAUGAUUGAGUCGGCACGAUCGACUGGUAUUGAUCACCAUAUUUGCUACAAGCACUCUGUUUCGGAAGCCAACUGGUCUUCUAAAGAGAGGCGAUGGCAGCUUCAGGUUACCCGACCUGGCGAUGAGAAGCCCGUUACCUUCCGCAGCCGAUUUCUGCUCCUUGGUACUGGCUACUAUGACUACCAAACCCCUCUUCAGACUGUGAUUCCUGGAAUUGAGAAGUUCCAAGGCAAGGUCAUCCACCCUCAGUUUUGGCCUGAGGACUACGACUACACCAACAAGGAGGUCGUCAUCAUCGGCAGUGGAGCUACCGCCGUCACAAUUCUUCCAUCCAUGUCCGACAAAGCUAAGCGUGUGACCAUGCUGCAGAGAAGUCCAGGCUACAUCUUCCCUCUCCCAUCAAGCAGCUUCUUCACGCGUCUUCUCUUGACCGUUUUCCCCGCCAGCAUCGCCCUCUUCCUCAACAGACUUCUAUGGCUGGUCCGAAGCUAUCUCACCAACGUGUUCUGCAAGUCUUGCCCAGGUCUGGCCAAGAAGCUCAUCAAAUAUGUCACCAUCAAGAACCUUCCUCCUGACGUCAGCUGGGAUCCUCACUUCAAGCCUCGAUAUAAUCCCUGGGAGCAACGAUUCUGCGCUAGCCAGGACGGUGACUUCUUCGCGGCUAUUCGCUCGGGUAAAGCGAAUGUCGUGACGGAUAAGAUCAAGACUAUCACUGAGAAGAGUAUUGAGCUUGAGUCUGGAGCUUCAUUACAUCCCGAUCUUAUCGUCACAGCAACUGGUCUGAAGGUUCGUUUCGGUGGAGGUAUCAAGUUCAGCGUCGACGAUGUCCCAUUCAAUGUCGCCGACAAGUUUGCAUGGAAGACUGUCAUGCUCCAGGAUGUACCAAACCUGCUAUUCAUGUUCGGAUAUGAGAAUGCGUCGUGGACACUUGGUGCUGAUGUCAGUGCGAGACUGUUUGUUCGUAUCCUGAAGAAGAUGACACAGAGCAAGACCAGCGUCGUGGUCCCACGUCUUUCGUCAUCAAGUGCUAUGCCAGUGAAGCCAAUGAUGAGCCUAUCUUCGACAUAUCUCAAGACGGCUAGCUCUGUAUUCCCCAAGGGUGGUACGGGUUUGUGGAGCCCCAAGUCGAAUUACUUUGCGGAUAUGGCUGGAGCGAGGUGGGGAGAUAUCUCUACAGGGUUGGAGUACCUGUGAACAUAGUCUUAUGUAUCAAGAAUAGCCUUUCGUUUCUCAUUAGUAAAUACCAACUUGUUUCCAUCG